AUGGAGGCCAUGAGUGAGUGGCUUUUGGAGCAUGGAAUGGGGGAGGUAGAUGGAUCUGGAAGGGGGUUUGGGGAGUUGGAACAUGUUGGAACUGUGAGUGAACAAUUUGGGGAUGAAGAUCGAUUGCACGAUAUAGAUGAUGCCUUGUCUUUCGCAGAGCAGGCGCGCCAGCUGGUGCUGAACCGGGCCUUCGAAAAGCCGCUGGGCUUGAGCAGGUACGAAACCUUGAGAAUGGAGGUGGCUUCCAAGCUUCGGGUUUGGGACCUAAGCUCCGCGACGACGCGGCGCGAUGGAGACGAGGUGUGCAUCGAGCUCCAGGGCGGUAAGGAUCUUCAAGAGCAGCUGGGACCUGGUGGCUGGUUCAUGCUGGUCGCAAGAUGGCUUCUCAUUCGGGCCGCACCGGCCGCAUCGGUUCGCCUUCGCGCAUCGGUUCAGCCCGACGACCUCUAUGCUGCGAUCACCACGGCUGGGAGCAAUGUCACCAAGAAGAGCAUCAAGGCCUAUUUGGAAGCCAACCAGCCGGCCCUCAAGAAGUUGGUCGAGAACAUGAAGGAGGCAAAGCAGGCGGAGACACCAGCUGCAAGUGAUCCCAUCGUGCGAGACGAGUACGAGAUGGGUCGCUCUGAGAUGCAGAAGCUGAAGUUCCACGUUCCAGGGUCCGACAUGUGCCAGUUCGGUGGCAGUUCCAAGCGCUCCAAGUCACGCUUUUUGGUUGACGCGCAAGAGCAAGACGAGGCGGUGGAGAUCAGUGUCUCGACACAGGGUCGAGAUCCGUCGGAAUGGGAGGACUGCGACCGCCGCAAAGAAGACUUCAUGCGAGUCGUCCGGAUCUUCUACAAGGUGGUCAAGGAGAUUGUCCUGUCCGACAACUUGCUCAUCGAGCAGAGCGAUCAGCUCCGGCGGAUGGACGUGGGCGAAAUCAUUGAGGUCUUCCAAGGCGGACCGUGGGCGACGGUGGGAGGUCUUUUGUGUGAGGAAGGAGGGAGUUGA
Molecule: messenger RNA, 990 nt
Organism: Durusdinium trenchii
Lineage: Eukaryota; Dinophyceae; Suessiales; Symbiodiniaceae
Source: the annotation of a GenBank genome assembly